This is a messenger RNA of Nerophis lumbriciformis (worm pipefish), 4352 nucleotides long. RefSeq names its product shortage in chiasmata 1 (gene shoc1). Gene Ontology annotation, cellular component: condensed nuclear chromosome. NCBI's taxonomy places the organism in Eukaryota, Metazoa, Chordata, Actinopteri, Syngnathiformes, Syngnathidae. Gene Ontology annotation, molecular function: ATP hydrolysis activity; single-stranded DNA binding. The record is from RefSeq and is a predicted model, not a curated record. Gene Ontology annotation, biological process: resolution of meiotic recombination intermediates.
GAACUAUCUCAUCUCUAAUGAGCAUUCGGCAUCAUUUGUUGAGUUUCCCCCUUGUAGGUGUGAGAAAACCACUCUAAAUGUCAACCAUCAUGUUCCCGUCAAUCCGCUAUAAAGCUCUGGACUAUGACUUUGAGGCCAGGAGCAGGCUGAAGGUGAUAAUGGACGUGUUGGCUUUACCGACACCUUACAUCACAGGCAGCCAUCACCUGUACCCUCACAGUGGGGCCCUGGCAGGGGCCACCUACAGGCAGCCGUGGGUCAGAGGAAACAUCAUCUCCACCUGUAGCAGUUCUGCGCUGGACCACCUCCGAGGCACAAGACGAGAAAGAAACUCACCAGAUAGAUUUCACGGCUUUGGGUGUGACGAAUAUGAGUUGGAGGUGUUCGUUAGCUCCAAUGCUGACUCAGCAGAGCUCCCUGACCCGGACAAAGGGCUCUGUCUUUUAGAAGAGUCUGAGGUCAACAAUCCGUGUGGGGAAUCUUUUAACAAGAUGACGACCGAGCAGAUGGAUCCCAGAAAUAAGAACAGGGAUCUGCUGCUGCUAGAAGAGAUGAUGGUGGCAGAUUUCCUGCCACAUUUUAAACGACAUUUGCCCGCCUUGAAAAGCAAACUGUCCCGGCUGAGGACUCUCCCAGUUGCCGACCCCCUGCUGAGUCUGCCCGGAGACGCCAUGACCGAGGAAACAAUACUCAGGCACUGCGUCGCAUAUGAGAGGCCGUCUGACGUUAAGCAUGGCUGCCCUCACCUACCGCCAAACAUCACCGAGACCUUUUUCAAAGAGUCCCCAACGAAGGAGGAGUUUUUGUUAUUACCCGAGCUCCUGGACAGCGCAAAGAUUCCCAAGCACCAUCUCAGCAGCUUCUCAAGCCUUUGCUGUGACGUCAACGUCAUUGCCGAACACCUGGAUGAACAACUUCCUGUCCUGGAGGUGCCUUUUAAAGAUGAUUUUCCGUCCGUGGAAAUGUCCCCCUUUUCUUUACCGGUGUGGAGCGCGAAAGAAUACCGGCUGAAGGACACGGACGCUGCAGGACAUGCGGUUCUUCCGACCGAUUUGGAGCUGGACGUGACCCUGUCUCCGCCUCCUGCCACUGACGGCCGCCAGUCUCACGUGUUACUACGGACGUGUGACCUAGAGAGGGAGGCUUUGUCUCCGCCGGGCGGACUUUGUUUGGUGUCAGCCGCAGCUCAGCAGCAGAUGGAGAUGACGCUUUGGAAGGCGGAGAAGCAUCCCGACUAUGUGUUGAGCUUCCUGUUUACAGAACCUGAGCUACAAGAAGCCGCUGUUGAAUUCCAGCCUCUGAGCGAAGCAUUGAUGCUAAUAACGUUGGAGAGUUUUGCUCCAGAGCUGGAGACCAGAGUCUUAUUUGGCAGCUGGAGGGAGUCUCCGGAGAGGCUGAGUGCUGAUCUUCCUUCUUUUCAUGACAGCAACCACAUGUUGGAGGAUUUCAGUAACGUGUCUCUAGAACCUGAUGAGACAGACAUCAUCUGGUCAGUAGCGGUGAGCACCACCCUGCUACAGCCUCACCUGGAGGAGUCCCAAAAUGCUGCUUUCCCUUCAAAAGCAGAAACAGACUUUUCCGGUGACAAAAAAUGUCUAAAACUAACUCCCAACAUAAAGGAAAUCCAACCUUCCACUGGCAACGUUGAUAGAACGGCUGACAAGAGUGGAUAUGUACCUGCUCCUUGUUGGAAGAAUGUCAGCCAAUUAAAACAGAGUGCGCAGAAAGUCGCCUUCGGGGUGAAGGAAGAAGACCAGAGAGACGUCAUGGCUUCCGGGCGCCCGGCGCAUCAGCAAGUUGACCCGCUGACCACCUUCAUGAUGCUGAGGUCACAGCCAGUGUCUCCCGUCCCAGCAGCAGCACCAGCGCAGCAGGAAAAAGCAACAAAGUCAGAGGAGCAGCAGCAGCCUCGUCCUGAGGACACACGCACACUGGCAGAGAGGACGCUGAGCGCCGCUGCGGCAUCAGGACACGCCACUAGAGAGCAGAAUAAUGCUGAUGCUGCGAUACCUCCAACCGACGCUCUGCGCUUCACCCAUGAUGGCAGCAGAGUGGUGGAGGUCCAGGCCACAGACAGUCAGUAUCAGGCCUACCGUGAGCUGCUGGCCUUCGCUCAGCCUCGUCUGACCUCUGCCAGGGAGUUGGGCCUCAACCUGCCCGCCUGGAAGGACUUUGAGCGCCUGGCUCCGGACCAGACGCGCUAUGUGCUGCGACAGCAGGAGUUGGCUCUGUGCAGGAGGACGCAAGCGGAGAGGGGGGAGCUGGUCAGAGAUCAGGAGCAGCUGUUACGUCUUGUGGCUCUGGUCCACAUGCUGGUCAUGGCCAAAGAGCUGGUGUUCAAGUGUGACCUGAGCGCCGCUGCCGAGUACCUGAGCAAGGCAGUCGAGACGAGCGCUGACCCGAGUCUGGCUCAGCUGCUGAGGAAGCUGCAGAUCAUCCUUUACCUCAGCAGAAGGAACGGCGAGGCCAACUUGAAACUGCUGGAGCUGCAGCAGCUGAUGUCGGUGCAGCUGCGCAACGCCGGCGACACGCAAAAAGACAAAAUUCUUGUCAUCAUAUCACUUCAUUGUGAAGACAGCACAUCUGCAAUCAUCCAACACCUGAGCCAACUGACUGCUGUGACUGCUGUUCACCCAAGCGAGAACAAGAGCAAGCUAAAUGGUGCCAGUGUCGUCAGCAGCGUGCAGGAGAGUGUGUGCGUGAUGGUGUACCAGCAACAUUUAGGCCCAGACUUCCCCUGGAACCUUUUCUCCCUGGUGGUGGAGUACGACCAUCCGGGCCCGUCGCCGUGGGCGACCAUCUGCAAAGAGCGAAAAGUGGAGCACCUCAUCUUCGACACCGUCCUCCCCGAGAGCGCCCCCUGGUGCCUGGAGGACAAGGUGGCGUACGUGCUGCUGGCGACAGAGACGCUCCUCAACUGUCCGCUGCUGCUGCAGGCGCUGGAGUCCACGUUUAACGUGUCGGUGCUGGAGCGCAGUCACUGUCCGUCCCUGCAGACUCUCGGAGGCACGGACCACUACAUUGUCAUCACGGUGGACGAGCGCACCGCCAUCAUGGUUCAGGAGCAGGAUGAGCUGCAUCAGGAGCGUGCCAGCGAGGUGGUGGUGAUGAGGCUUACUGCUUUAUCCUUCCAGUACACUCACUGCUGGAUCAUCGUGCACUGCACAGAUGCAGGCUUUUCCAGCCAAGCCUUCAGCAACCUGGUGCUGGUCUACUCCUUUCUGGUGCUCCUGGGCAUGAAGUCGGAGGACCUGGAAGUCAGGGUGCUCAUUGCCUCGGAGGUGUCGGAAGUGGCCAGGUGGGUCAAUCAGAUCUGCUUCCUCAGCUUGAUGUCCAGCGGUCAGGACCCUGUCACCUACCUGGACCGAGACUGGCUGGCUGUGACGUGCUCACGGGAGGAGCAGUGUGUGUCGCAGUUCCCCAGCAUCAACCCUUUGGUCGCUCAGCUCAUGCUGAAGAGGGCGCCUUCGUUGCCGUGGUUACUGGGGGCCUCGCCGACCCAGCUGGAAGAACUGCUCCCGGAAGUGCCGCACAAAGUCUUGAAGCUGUUCUGCGACACCGCCUCGCUUUGCAAACCAGCCGAGUCGGCGAGCCCGCCGAGGAGCCCGUGGACGGUCGACCCGCUUCCUUCACGAGAGCUCGCCCUCCCCGAUCCCGACGCGUUUCCAAGCGACGCCAACCUCAGCUUCCUGUUCGGGGCUGCCGACGCCAGCUUCGACUCGCAGGAAGUCGGCGCCAAUUUCAGACACGAUCCCACUUGGCCCGUCUUCAGCCCGGACGUUUCCAUCCUGACGGCCGGCAGGGACGCGCGGAACGAGCCGCACAGAACCGGCGAGGAGGAGGCGAUGUUAUCCGAGCGCAGAGGCCGAGCCGGAGCGCUGGGCCGGGUGGUGGAGAGAAGAAACCAGGAAUGGUCUCGCUGGGCUCGGGGAUCCUCCAGCGCCGCACUGGGGAGUCCGCUCAUAUUAAACGCCGCCUUGGGCGGAGCCAGCGGACGUCUUAGCCCGCCUCCAGAGGUCCAGCUGUGGCGGCGCGGGGGUCCACCGGGCAGAGGUUCACACGUGUCGGCUCACUACGGGUCCAGAUGUUUGAGUGGACAAGAGAUGAAGAGGAGCGAGGAAGCAGCAGGGUUGCCAGAUGUGCAGAGCAUUCUUCUAGAUAAUUCCCAGCAUGCUACACACUACAGCAAGGCUAUUGAGGCCACACUAGUAUUUGAGCCCAAAGACUUCAUCCAGUCAGGUAAGUGUUGAUGAUAUUACUGGGGUAAAUAUAUUUGAUCUAUGGUAUUUAUGUUUAAUAGAGGUGUAAUUGCUUGUUACUGUAUGGCUUGUUACUGUACUUGUUGAAUAAUU